This is a messenger RNA of Cuculus canorus (common cuckoo), 2010 nucleotides long. It is a transcript of the gene GNPNAT1, whose product is annotated as glucosamine-phosphate N-acetyltransferase 1. The transcript is spliced from 7 exons. Gene Ontology annotation, biological process: UDP-N-acetylglucosamine biosynthetic process. Lineage: Eukaryota; Metazoa; Chordata; Aves; Cuculiformes; Cuculidae. Bases 195 to 767 code for a protein of 190 amino acids. Gene Ontology annotation, molecular function: glucosamine 6-phosphate N-acetyltransferase activity; monosaccharide binding. Gene Ontology annotation, cellular component: endoplasmic reticulum; Golgi apparatus; endoplasmic reticulum-Golgi intermediate compartment. The record is from RefSeq and is a predicted model, not a curated record.
CGUGCGUACGUUAGGGCCACGCCCACCGCACCGGUUGCCACGUCUGUGAGGAGACGUUGAGGGCGCAGCGUGUGAGGGUUUCCAGAGCCCCCUUCUGUUUUGAGACUCACGCGCUGCAGGUGACACUGAGAGCCCUUAUAGCCAGCACCCUCUGGACUUUCACUGGACAUCUUAACAGAACAGCUGCUGCAGCCAUGAUGCCUGUUGCAACUGUGAUGCCUGAGAACACACCGAUGUUUGACCCAACUAUUCUGCAUGAACUGGACUGGAGUGAGAACAAGACAAUGUUUUCUCCUGCUAUUUCUCCUUUGGAUCCAGGAGAUGGCCUCGUUUUGAGACCGCUUUGCACGGCUGAUUUAAAUCGAGGCUUUUUUAAGGUUCUGGGUCAGCUGACUGAAACCGGAGUUGCAAGCCUGGAGCAGUUUAUCAAAACCUUUGAGCAUAUGAAGAGAUCGGGAGAUUACUACGUUACCGUUGUAGAGGACACGAAUCUUGGACAGAUUGUUGCUACAGCAACACUGGUGAUAGAACACAAGUUCACUCACUCCUGUGCAAAGAGAGGGAGGAUAGAAGAUGUCGUAGUGAGCAGGGAGUGUCGAGGGAAGCAGCUUGGUAAACUAUUAAUGUCCACCCUUACCUUGCUAAGUAAGAGACUGAACUGUUACAAAAUCACACUUGAGUGUCUGCCAAAAAAUGUGGAUUUCUACAAGAAGUUUGGUUAUUCAGUAUCGGAAGAAAACUACAUGUUUCAACGGUUCUUUAAUUAAGAACUUCUAGUCCUUUUAUUAAAGACUGUUGGUGGAGGAGCUCGUGCUACAAACAUUCUCUUUGUGGAAAAUUGAUAUAGUUUAUCACUGCAAAUAUAACGAUCCCUAUUGAUAACAAACAUGUAAGUCCUGGAAAAAAAGCUUUAGUGACAUUCUAGAAGGGUCCUUUGGGUCGGGAAAUGAGCGCUUGGAACUAAUUUUUACUACUGUUUGGUCUCAGUGAAGCUUUUCCAUUCCAGCUGGGUUACAAAGGACCCUUGUUACAGGGAUGGUUUUUAACCAAAGGUAUAUAUUUUUAUCUCAAAUCUUUUCUCGCAUUGUAUUUUUCUAAAGGGUUUGCGCUUCUUUUCUCGGUAGCCAAGGUAUGGCUCAUGGGCUUGUCCUCCGGUCUGUGCUUAAGGAAGGAUGAUGUAGCUUGGGUAGGGAUGCUUCUCCCAUGUGGAAUUAGGAAUUGAGAACGAGAGUUUGUUCUGUUCUUUCCUCAUGGAAGCACUGUUGAUGUUUGUGUGCCUAACAUUUUAUAGGCACCGUUUUCCAAAACGGGAUUUGUUACUGCUUGUGUGGGUAGGGGAGAAUCCCUGUGGGCUCUCCUAAAGCCGAUAUUCCAAGUCCCUAAAAAUGGAUGUGUAUUUCUUACUGCAGGGCUCCUGCACUUUAGCUGAUAACUUUGUUUUCAGGAUAAUGACUUGGUUUCUGACCAACUAACCCGAUGGCUUACAACGGGGCAGAGUUAACUGGGAAACUGGAAUGUCUGACAGAUGGAAUACGCCCAACUGUAGUGGGGCUUCGGCUGACACUCAGUGGGAAUGUGAUUUGGGAUGGGCAGUUUGUGCCUGUUACCCAUGAGGUACAAUCCAGACUGGUGUAAGACUGGAUAGACGUUAGCACUUUUGCCAACAACGGCAAGCGAAUCAUGUCCAAAGCCCUGGUCUCUACAGCGGCGUUUGGUGUGAAGCGCAACAAACCCUAUGUCUGCAAACGGGGCAUUAUAAACGCGUGGAGGUUUGUACAGAACAGCCAGCCAGGCGUCUUCACAGGCAGCUAGGCCUGACUGUGUCCUCUCCUUGUGGUGUGGAGAGCCCCUUUCAGCCACAGCGGGGGCUCCCUGUCACGUUCCUGAUGGUACUCCCCUCGCUGUAGCAUCUCCUUGGUCACGUCUGCUUUAUUUAUUGAUUAUUUUUUAAGAAAAACCUUUGUUUAAGCUGAAUAAAUGAAGACUGACAUGUGCCUACUCUGCUUUUUG